CGCACCCCGCCAUUCUAGUUCUACGAUAUUUCGGCGAUGAACAAGCAUUAAAACUAUGUUUAAAUUCACUACCGGCUAUCCAGCAAGAGUGCCGCAAUGAAUUUUGCUCCAUUCACGGGACACAUCCCGUCCGGGACCGCGUUGCCCACCAUCCAGCAGUUCGCGGCGAAGUUCGGCUACGAGAGCAGCGGCUCGGCGGCGGGCGGCGUAGCCCCGGAGCCGCGCUACCAGGCACCAGCCGGAGGCGUGCAGUUUGCGGUGGCGCCCGCCGCCGGCCUGCCCGUCGACGGCAUGAAGUUCCGCCAGGGUGAUAGCGUUGUCGUCAUGAGCACACCGCAGCAGGGCGCUGUCACCCUCACUGGCAUCGGCACCAUGCCGGCUGGAGUGAAGUACCAGACGAUCACGUCAUCGUCCACAGUGAACGUGGGCAACAUAGCGUACGGCGCGCAGUACGUGCCGGCCGACAGCGAGCCGCUCAAGGGCGAGCGCGACAAACGGGACUUCCGCGACGACCUGCAGCAUGACAUCAUGGCCACUAUGAUGCAGCAGCAGGUUGACUGUAGUGCGAUGUCGGCAGUGACGCAGGCGCCGCUGCAGCAGGGCACGCAGCAGCUGCUGGUGGUGCUGCACGAGCCCAAGGAGGCCGCGGCGCUGGCCCGCGCACUCAAGCAGGACGGCCGGCAGGAGCGCACGGUCACUGCGCCCGCUGAAUUCAUUAGUAUAGGCGACGUCGGCGACGGCACCACGUGGCAGACGAUCGGCAGCGGCGUGGCGGACUACCUGGCCGCGCUGCCGCUGCCGCUGCACCACCUGCUCAAGUACUCCACCGGCUCCGACAAGCGGGACGAUCAGCCCACCAUCGUUGCUACUGCCUCACCCACUAUCGCUACGUUGGCGCAGAUUUCGCCGAAUAACGAAAACAGCGUCGUAGUACAGAACACGACGAUAGCUAUAAACGCAUCCGUAAGCACGCACACGCAAGGCACCAACACCAACGAGGCGCCGAUUAUUACCAAUACGUUGUACUAUAGCAAUGGCAGAAAGAAGAAGAAAAAGAAGGAAGUAACAACCAAAAAACCACGACCCAAGCCAGGGGAAAUACGGAUUACAACUGCUUUAGAUGGCAGCACAUUAUACUGCUGUCCCGAAUGUCACAUGGCGUACCCAGAGAGAGAUCUGGUCGACCAACAUCUUGUGGGACAUACCAUGGAAAGAAAGUUCAUCUGCGACAUCUGCAACGCGGCGCUGAAGCGCAAGGAUCAUCUGACGCGGCACAAGCAGUCGCACAACGCGGAGCGGCCGCACGUGUGCUCCGUGUGCCUCAAGGCGUUCAAGCGCAAGGAGCAGCUCACUCUGCACUUCAUCAUCCACUCGGGCGAGAAGCGGCACGUGUGCAACGAGUGCGGCAAAGGCUUCUACCGCAAGGACCACUUGCGCAAGCACACGCGCUCGCACAUCGCGCGCCGCGUCAAGGCCGAGCUGUCGCAGGAAACCACUACGCCGCCUCUCUCGCAGGUGGCCCCAGCCCCAGCGCUAGAGCCCUCCUGACAAGUUGCCAUUGACGACUUCUGAACGGAGUAGACGAGGAAGCCAACAAAGGACAUAUUGUUAUUUAUGUAAAUUAUAAUCAACACGGAUGGCAGAAAAAAGCCUUUAUCUCGUCAUUUGUGUAACAUUUGAUUUCAUUUAAAAACUUUGUUUUAUCUUUAAAAAUGGACAAAAAUUAAUUAAGUUAUUUUUUUUUAAGAAAAAAAAAUAUUAAUAAAAAAAACUUUAAAAUUGUUGAAAUGUUUCAAAAUUAUAAUGAGAAUGUUAUCAUUUUUCUGUUGUUGUUCAUACUAAAUAAAUUGAUGUCAUUUUCAAAAUUGGAACAUCAGAUUGGUGGGGAAAAUUGUUUUCUGUGAUGUUAUUACUUAGAACGUUUUGUAGAAAAUUUAAAUUCAUCUGUUUAUUAUUAUAUAUGUUUUCGAAAUUAACGUAAUACUAAUUUCGAAAUAAGUUCAUUUAUUUGAAUGAUAAUAUCCAAGCAAUAAUGAAAAUAAUUGAUGGGUGAUAAUAUAUCUGUAAGAAACGGAAGAAAAAUAAUAGUACAAAGCCUUUUGAACAUACUCGCAUAGAUGUGUACGCAGUAAGUCAAGUACAAUACUCAACUAAGCUUGUGAAAUACACUUUCAAUGCCAAAAGUUUACUAGAAACUGAAUUAGAAGCUAGAUUUUUCUUCAACUCCAUUUACGAGGUACCUGUUAAUUAUAUUGUAUAGAGAUUUGAACAAAUAACAGGUCAUUGAACAGUGAAACAGGAGUUUAUCUCGGUAUUUCUAUUGAACCGUUACAUGAACAACUUUUUAGCGAAUUUAUACCAUCAGCAGUAUGUGGUGUCUUAUGAAAUAUUUGAGUCAGUUUAAAAUGGUUCACUGUUCAAUUGUUU
Molecule: messenger RNA, 2427 nt
Organism: Zerene cesonia (dogface butterfly)
Lineage: Eukaryota; Metazoa; Arthropoda; Insecta; Lepidoptera; Pieridae
Product: fez family zinc finger protein erm-like
Exons: 9
Coding region: 97-1548 (483 amino acids)
Biological process (GO): regulation of transcription by RNA polymerase II
Cellular component (GO): nucleus
Molecular function (GO): RNA polymerase II cis-regulatory region sequence-specific DNA binding; DNA-binding transcription factor activity, RNA polymerase II-specific
Source: RefSeq, a predicted model, not a curated record